Emericellopsis cladophorae is the source of this 480-nucleotide messenger RNA. RefSeq lists its product as uncharacterized. Bases 1 to 480 code for a protein of 159 amino acids. The record is from RefSeq and is a predicted model, not a curated record. The transcript has a single exon. NCBI's taxonomy places the organism in Eukaryota, Fungi, Ascomycota, Sordariomycetes, Hypocreales, Bionectriaceae.
AUGGCAUCCGACGACAAAAUCAACCCCACGCCCGCGUUCGAGACGCUCACGCCCGUGUCGACCAUCAAUGCGCCGGAAAAGGUCGCCCUCUCUAGCACGACGACAGCUUGCGACCCCAUGGCCGACCGCUCGCCUCGUACCAGUAAGGAAUCCUACAAGGGCUCGAACCCCUUCGAGACGGACAUUGAGGCCAUGGAAAUCGUGGACACGCAGCAGCCAUGCGUGUCCCGAAGCCCCCUUUCCAAGGACAAACACAACCCCAACUGCACAGUCUGGCCCGGCAAAGACCACUGGAAGCAAAAGGCCAAGGCCGCCAAGAAGAAGCGCAGCUGCGCCCUGUUGGCCGGCAUGAGCAAGCGCAACCGCGUCAUCAGCAAAAUUCUCCUCGUCCUGCUCGUGGUCGGCAUCGCCGUCGGUGUCGGCUUUGGCGUCAGCAAGCCACUGGGUGCGCCCAUCUGGGGGAACCACGACAACCACUGA